GGAACUGUUGGAACCACUGCACUGCAGGUGGCCAGGCGCAGGUCUCCAGCCUGAGAACUGGGGCUCUUGUUCCUCCCCUCUGCCUUCUUCCUGCCUGGCCUAGGAUGGACAUCAGCAAGGGCCUUCCAGCCAUCCAGGGCCACAGGGACCUCCACAUAUGGAUCACUGAGAACCACAAGAUGCUUCCGGUACCCGAGGGGGCUUACGGGAACUUUUUUGAGGAGCACUGCUAUGUCGUCCUCCACGUCCCCCAGAGCCUGAAGGCCACACAGGGGGCGUCCAGCGACCUGCACUACUGGGUCGGGAAGGAGGCGGGCGCGGAGGCGCAGGGCGCCGCGGCCACCUUCGUGCAGCACCUGCAGGAGGAGCGGGGGACCCUGACCGUGCUGCACCGCGAGGCGCAGGCCCACGAGUCCGACUGCUUCCGCAGCUACUUCCGCCCGGGAAUCAUCUACAGGAAGGGAGGUCUGCCGUCUGACCUCAAGCAUGUGGAGACCAACAUGUUCAACAUCCAGCGACUGCUGCACAUCAAAGGGAGGAAACACAUGUCUGCCACUGAGGUGGAGCUCUCCUGGAACAGCUUCAAUAAGGGUGACAUCUUCCUGCUGGACCUAGGCAAGAUGAUGAUUCAGUGGAAUGGGCCCAAGACCAGCAUUUCUGAGAAGGCUCGGGGGCUAGCCUUAACCUACAGCAUCCGGGACAGGGAACGUGGUGGUCGUGCACAGAUUGGCGUGGUAGAUGAUGAGGUCAAAGCCCCGGACCUCAUGCAGAUCAUGGAGUCUGUGCUGGGCCGCAGGGUGGGCAGCCUGUGUGCCGCCAUGCCCAACAAGGAUAUCAACCAGCUGCAGAAGGCCAAUAUUUGCCUGUACCAUAUCUAUGAGAAGGGCAAAGACCUGGUGGUCCUGGAGUUGGCGACCCCCCCACUGACCCAGGAUCUGCUGCAGGAGGAGGACUUCUACAUCCUGGACCAGGGAGGCUUCAAGAUCUAUGUGUGGCAGGGACGCCUGUCUAGCCUCCAGGAGAGAAAGGCUGCCUUCAGCCGGGCUGCGGGCUUCAUCCAGGCCAAGGGCUACCCGACCUACACCAACGUGGAGGUGGUGAACGACGGCGCCGAGUCGGCCGCGUUCAAGCAGCUCUUCCGGAUUUGGACUGAGAAGCGGAGCAGGAACCGGCGGCUCAGCAGGAUCGAUAAACUGAUUCAUGUAAAGCUGGACGUGGGCAAGCUGCACAGCCAGCCUGAGUUAGCCGCCCAGCUCAGGAUGGUGGACGACGGCUCUGGGAAGGUGGAGGUGGGAAAGGCCCAAAGCUUGGAACAAUGUCACUGCCAACACAGGGCCGACCUGGGAAGUGACCAGAGUCUGCCUGGCUCCAGGCUCGGCCACCCACAGGAAGAAGAAACCACACUGACCGAUGUGUGGUGCAUGCAGGACUUACGCAGGCAGCCCGUGGACCCCAAGCAUCAUGGACAGUUGUGUGCAGGCAACUGUUACCUAGUGCUCUACACAUACCAGAGGAUGGGCCAUGUCCAGUACCUCCUGUACCUAUGGCAGGGCCACCAGGCCACCGCAGAUGAGAUCGAGGCCCUGAACAGCAACGCUGAGGAGCUAGACACCAUGUACCGUGGCGCCCUAGUGCAGGAGCACGUGACCAUGGGGAGCGAGCCCCCCCACUUCCUUGCCAUCUUCCAGGGCCAGCUGGUGGUCUUCCAGGAGAGAGCUGGGCACUAUGGAAGGGGGAAGUCAGCGCCCACCACGAGGCUUUUCCACGUGCAAGGCACCGACAGCUACAGCACCAGGACUGUGGAGGUGCCAGCUCGUGCCUCCUCCCUCAACUCCAAUGACAUCUUCUUGCUGGUCAUAGCUGGCGUCUGCUACCUCUGGUUUGGGAAGGGCUGUAACGGUGAUCAGCGUGAGAUGGCGCGGGUGGCGGUCACUGUCAUUUCCAAGAAGAACGAGGAAACGGUGCUGGAGGGUCAGGAGCCGCCCCACUUCUGGGAGGCCCUGGGAGGCCGGGCCCCCUACCCCAGCAACAAGAGACUCCCUGAGGAGGUCCCCAGUGUCCAGCCACGACUGUUUGAGUGCUCCAGCCAGAUGGGCUGCCUUGUCCUUGCAGAAGUGGUGUUCUUUAGCCAGGAGGACCUGGGCCAGUAUGACGUCAUGUUACUGGACACCUGGCAGGAGGCCCCCUCUGUGGCCCAGAUCUUCCUGUGGCUUGGGGGAGCUGCAGGUGCAUGGAAGAAGGCGGUGGCCUGGGGCCAGGAGUACCUGAAGGCACACCCAGCAGGGAGGAGCCUGGCCACACCCAUCGUGCUGGUCAAGCAGGGCCACGAGCCUCCCACCUUCACGGGCUGGUUCUUCACUUGGGACCCCUACAAGUGGACUCCCGACCUGUCCAACAAGGAAGUGGUGGAGGGCAGCCCGGGAACAGCAUCGCUCAUCUCUGAGAUAACAGCAGAAGUCAACAGCUUCCAGCUAGCCAGAGGGCCAGGCAAUGGCAGAGCAGGUGCCAUGGCCCUUCAGGCCCUCAAGGGCUCCCAGGAUGGCUCAGGGAAUGAGCUGAUUCGGGGCCCCAAGUCGGGUGGCAUCAGCAGCACCAGCGCCUCGAUCAAUGGGGCCCUGCCCCGGGAGCAACUGAUGCACCAGGCCGCUGAGGACCUGCCAGAGGGCGUCGACCCUGCCCGCAGGGAGUUCUAUUUCUCAGACUCUGACUUCCAAGGUAUCUUUGGGAAAUCCAAGGAGGAAUUCUACAGCAUGGCCACGUGGAGACAGCGGCAGGAGAAAAAGCAGCUGGGCUUCUUCUGAGCCCCGGCCCCCUACCCCAACAUACCUACGACGCUGGGGACGCCCUGCUCCCACGCCCCUCAGAGGCUCUGCUCAUCCUCUGCUUGUCAGUAAAAGCAGGCCGUCCAUACA
Cebus imitator (Panamanian white-faced capuchin) is the source of this 2912-nucleotide messenger RNA. It is a transcript of the gene VILL, whose product is annotated as villin like. Bases 105 to 2801 code for a protein of 898 amino acids. The transcript is spliced from 21 exons. NCBI's taxonomy places the organism in Eukaryota, Metazoa, Chordata, Mammalia, Primates, Cebidae. Gene Ontology annotation, cellular component: actin cytoskeleton; cytoplasm. The record is from RefSeq and is a predicted model, not a curated record. Gene Ontology annotation, biological process: actin filament severing; cytoskeleton organization; actin polymerization or depolymerization. Gene Ontology annotation, molecular function: actin filament binding; phosphatidylinositol-4,5-bisphosphate binding.